Molecule: messenger RNA, 946 nt
Organism: Rhagoletis pomonella (apple maggot)
Lineage: Eukaryota; Metazoa; Arthropoda; Insecta; Diptera; Tephritidae
Product: probable RNA-binding protein 46
Exons: 3
Coding region: 17-946 (309 amino acids)
Cellular component (GO): nucleus
Molecular function (GO): mRNA binding
Source: RefSeq, a predicted model, not a curated record
UUCGAAAUACUUGCAAAUGGAAAUGUCGGACUCUUCGCCAUUAUCUAGGUCUGGAACUUCGUCUGCUUGCUGGUCGCCAGGAUCUUCCUGGUCUCCAUCUACGUCCUUGGCAUCGUGCUCGCCCAUGCAGAAUGUUAACCCUGCAGAAGAACUUCUUGAAAAGGCGUCCGCUCUUCCAGCCAUUUUGGAGAAUGGGCGCAAAGUAUUUGGGCCGCCAUUAGAUUAUGCUGGUCUACGUCCUUCCUACAUAUGUGAGCUGUAUGUUGCGAAUUUGCCCAAGUCACUAGAUGAAGUGCACUUUCUAGCCUGGCUGUAUCGUUGCGGGGAAGUAUAUGAAAUGCGAUUGAUGAUGGAGUCGUUCAGUUUGUCGCGUGGCUAUGCAUUUGUACGCUAUACCCAGGAGAUUGAAGCCCUGGCCGCAUACGAAUUAUUGAAAUUUGUAUUCGUUGACGGUGAACGACUGAGCGUCUACCGCUCACAAGGUAAAAAUCGUCUUUAUGUGAGUAACAUUCCUAAGCAGCUGCCAUUGUCAUCCUUGGAAGCUGGCUUCAAGAACGCUUUUCACGACAUGGAACGCUGCACGGCACAUGCGUCAUCAGCCACAGAUUCAAUAAGGGGCGAUCUGAAUCGUGGAUUUGCUUUUAUCGAAUUUUACGAUCAUGAAACAGCGUUACAGGCGAAAAAACGUACAACGCCAGGACGCAUGCGCAUGUGGGGUAAUGAUUUGAAGGUUCAGUGGGCGAAGCCCAAGUCACUUCAGUUUAAUAGCAGCUCUAAUGAAAUUACGAAACCACGUUCCUUGGGACACCGAGCGAGUUUACCGAAUGACUACAAUGCCAAAUUGCGCCUGUACUGCUUGGCUAAUAAUUGGUGCAUACCGGUGGUGGUUUAUGGUCGCUGCUUUCGUGAAAGAGGCAUUCAGUAUGGGGGCGUAAGUACAAAAUAA